AGGGCUCGGUGAACAAGAAGACAGGAUACCGGCCCGCGUCAGCUCGUCCUGGGACCCUCGGCGAUGAGAGCCUGACCGAAAGGGGCACUUUGAGAUAUGAUGAGGUUUAUUUCUGGCCGGCAAUAGUACUAUGAUUUGGUAUGUGGCCACUUUGAUAGCAAGUGUAUUCAGCACCCGAGGAACGGCGGCUCAAGGUGCCCACAGAGUGCGAGAGGAGCCCCAGUUUGUGACGGCCCACGCGGGAGAGAACGUCAUCCUGGGAUGCGACGUGUCCCCCCCCCUGAACGGCCAGCCCUACGUGGUGGAGUGGUUCAAGUAUGGAAUGCCCAUCCCCUUCUUCAUCAACUUUCGCUUCUACCCUCCUCACGUGGACCCGGAGUACGCCGGCCGGGCCAGCCUACACGGCAAGUCGUCCCUGCGGAUAGAGAACGUGCGCUCCGACGACCAGGGCUGGUACGAGUGUAAGGUGCUGAUGCUGGAGCAGCAGUCUGACACCUUCCACAACGGCAGCUGGGUGCAUCUGACCGUCAACGCUCCCCCCAUGUUCACGGACACGCCACCUCAGUAUGUAGAGGCCAAGCAGGGGGGCAGCAUCACUUUGACCUGCACGGCCUUCGGCAACCCCAAGCCCUCCGUCAGCUGGCUGCGGGAAGGCAGCCUCGUGGUCAGCAGUGCCAAGUAUAAGGUAUCUGAUGGGAGUUUGACGGUGCUAUCCAUCACCAGGGAGGACCGUGGGGCCUACACGUGUCGAGCCUUCAGCCCCCAGGGAGAGGUCAUUCACACCACACGACUGCUAGUCCAAGGCCCUCCGUUCAUUGUGUCGCCGCCAGAGAACAUCACGGUGAACAUCUCGCAGGACGCCUUCUUCACCUGCCAGGCAGAGGCCUACCCCCGCAACCUGACCUACACCUGGUUCUGGGAGGAGGACAACGUCUUCUUCAAGAAUGACCUAAAGCGCAGAGUCAGUAUUCUCAUCGACGGUUCCCUCAUCAUUGCCCAAGUCAAGCCGGAGGAUGCUGGGAAAUACACCUGUGCUCCCAGCAACAGCCUGAGCCAGCCACCGACUGCCUCUGCCUACCUGACAGUGCAAUAUCCUGCCCGUGUGGUAAACAUGCCAUCCGUCAUCUACGUGGCCAUCGGUCUGCCCGGCUUCAUCCGCUGUCCCGUAGAUGCCAACCCCCCUGUAAAUCUGGUUAAGUGGAAGAAAGAUGGCCUCCCUCUCCGGAUCGAUAAGUACCCUGGUUGGAGCCAAAUGGAGGAUGGCAGCAUCCGGGUGACGGAGGUGACGGAGGACUCUCUCGGCACCUAUACCUGCAUGCCUUACAACGCCCUGGGUUCCAUGGGAUGGUCCCCUCCCGCUCCCCUGGUGCUAAAGGACCCUCCCAAAUUCUCAGUGGUUCCUGGAGGGGAGUACAGGCAGGAGGCUGGGAGAGAACUGGUCAUCCCCUGUGAGGCGGAUGGAGACCCCUUCCCCAACAUCACAUGGAGGAAGGUAGGGAAGCCCAGCAAAAGCAAGCACAAUGUUCUGCCCCGAGGCAGCUUACAGUUCAAGUCACUUACAAAGGAGGACCACGGGGAAUGGGAGUGUGUCGCCACCAACGUUGCCACAAGCAUCACUGCCAGCACGCACGUCCAAGUCAUAGGCACAAGCCCCCACGCCCCCACCAGCAUCCACGUGGCGGCGUCCUCCACCUGGGCCAACGUGUCCUGGGAGGUGGGCUACGACGGAGGCUUCCAGCAGACAUUCUCAGUCUGGUAUGGCCAUGUGCUGAAGAGGGAGCGUUUAGGUCCACACGACUGGCUUUCCAAUCCCGUGCCUGGAGGCCACGACUGGAUGGUGGUUCCCGGCUUGGAGCCAGAGACAACAUACCAGUUCAGCAUCCUGGCCCAAAAUAAGCUUGGCACAGGCCCUUUCAGCGAGGUUGUCACUGUGAACACACUAGUAUUUCCUUUAAGUACCCCUGAACCAUUGGUGCUGCUUACCCCACCACGGUGCCUCACAGCCAAUCGCACGCAGCAGGGAGUCCUGCUCACCUGGAUCCCACCUGCCAAUCAUACAGCACCUAUCCAGCAUUACAUCAUGGAGUUCCGCCUGGGGGAGCGAUGGGAGGUCUUGGACGACAGCAUUCCUGUCGGGGAGACGGACUUGCUCGCCCGAGACCUGAUCCAGGAGGCGUGGUACGAGUUCCGCGUCACGGCCCUGAUGGGCGACACCAUCAGCGAGCCCAGCAACGUCGUGGGAGUGUCCAGUACAGACUUCUUCCCUCCCCCGGAGAUGGUGGAGGAGCGUGGCCUGGCGCGGCCUGUGGUGGCUGGCAUCGUGGCCACCAUCUGUUUCCUGGCGGCUGCCGUCCUGUUUAGUACGAUGGCGGCCUGCUUCGUCAACAAGCAGCGCAGACGGAAGAUUAAAAGGAAAAGAGACCCUCCUCUUUCCAUAACCCACUGCAGGAAAAGCAUGGGAACACCGACACCACUUAGCCUCAUUCCCAGCAUUGAACCCUACUGGGAGGGGCCGGACACAGGCAGGUACAGGCCUCGACCCUCCAGACCUCAGUCAUCGUCAGGAAAGGUGAGCCCAGAGAGCAUUCGUUCAAAGGCAUCCCUGUCAGAAUCAUCUGAAGAUAGUCAUGACCAGCGUGGGAUGAAACCACCCCCAAGUCCAGGGAAGAGGGAGGAGUUGUCUUUAUACAAAAAGACCAAAAGAGCAAUAACGAGCAAGAAAUAUGGCAUCUCCAAGCAUGAAGCUGAAGCAACAACACCAAUUGAACUCAUCUGCCGAGGCCCAGAUGGACGCUUUGUCAUAGAUCCCACUGACCCAGAAAUGUCUGUUAAGCCUCGGCGAAUUGAGGGAUUCCCCUUUGUGGAAGAAUCGGACCUUUAUCCGGAAUUCCGGCAGUCAGACGAAGAGAAUGACGAUCCCAGGCCUCUUCCCCCAGUUAUGGCACCACUUCGGCAUCACCAGAUUUCUCCAAUCUCCAGUCAGGAAUCCUACCUGCAACCUCCAGCCUACAGCCCUCGUUUCCAGAGACCCUUUGAAGGUAUGACCAUCAUGGAGAGCAGUCAGCUCCAGGCCACUGGGCAGAUCCGAGGCUCUCUCCACCACAGAGCUUUCUACGGCUACCUAGGCCCAUCUGGGAAUCAUGAUCCUCCACCUCCUUUUUACAUGCCUGAUAAUAGCCCUCUCAGCUCAGUCAUGUCCUCCCCUCCAUACCUUGCUGAAGGUCCUUUUCGUCAUCCCAUGAUUCCUGAAGAAAUGAGGGAGGGUGAUUUCCCACAAUAUGCUGUCCCUGGUUUCCCACUUCCUCUGACACUCACCUCUUCCUCUCGUUCCCCGGAGAUUUGGCAGGGACUGGAUUUUACCUUUGCAAGUCUGGAGGGACCCCAGUUAAUUUUUCAACCCCAUCACCCGUUGCAUCUCCGCCACGACUCACCCUAUCCUCCUCCACCUCAUGUUCUUCCCCUGAGGGCUUUCCAGCCCUCCUCCCUUCCAAUGCCUACUUACCCAGCUGUCCUGCCAUUGCAGGCCCCAAAGAACCGCUCAAGCAAGUCUCCCAGUAGGGCCAGGCCUCGUGGCUCCCCAGCCAAGCAAUUUGCUAUGGAAGAGGCACAUUUAGGGCCGCUAAGACACACAAGCCACGGUAUGGGUGUGCCGGUUUUACCUUACACCGAUCCAAUGGUUCAUAUCGUCCCUAGCUCAUUCAGUAGCUUGGACACACGAUGGUUUGAAACCACCCCUCGUUUUAGUCCCAGACAAACUCGUAGGAUGGAUUCUGGCAUGCAUCAGGUGGUUCUCCAGCCCUCCCGACUCUCACCGCUCACCCAAAGCCCCCUCAGUUCUCACGAGUGCUCCCCAGAGAUCGUAGUGCGUCCCAGGCCACGUCCCAGCAUUGUCCAACCUCACAUACCCCCAGAGAUGUCUGAGAUUACCCUCCUCCCUCCUUCCACAGCCAGCUUCUCCAGGAGAUCUACCCCCUCCUCCUCACCUGCCCAAGGCCAGGGUAGCAGGAGAGCAAGUCCCAGCUACCGUUCCCAAAUGGCCUUUGCCACCUCUGCAACCAGCUACCCAGCUUCCCAAUCCCCGUCACCCCCCAUGGAAAGCAGCAACAUAUUUGGGCAGAUGCCAUCUCAGAGGAGGACUGAAGAGGGGAUCCUUCCAUCUGAGCCCUCUCCACACCAGUUGUCAGCUUCAGGAAAGCGUCGAGGUGUGCCGAGUGCCCUUUCGGGGUCUGAGAGGAUUGAUGCACUGAGAUACCAACGUAUUAAAAAGGCCAAGAAGAUGAUGAUGAACAACAAUAACUCCAAGUCCAGAAAGAAAGCAGGUGUCACCACCUCUCAGACCCAGCAGGCCUACUACACCUCUCAAUUACUCCAGCCCGAAGAAGCUCUCUACCUCCGCAAGAAGAAGCGGCCCAUCCUCCACGAGCCAUACACCCGCUUUUCCGCUCUGCUGUACCGCCGCCCACCCCGGGAGGACCAGAAGGCUAUUCUGGCCAGCAUGGACAACAUAGACCUGGACCACUCCACUCUGCUCUGAAAGCCCUUGAGGACAAGGUCACAAUCAUGCAAUAUGCCCUCAAUCCAAAAACAACACUAGCAACAUAACCAGAUGGUUAAAACAAACAAGAUGUUUGCAAUGUAUUGUCUAUAAACGAGGGAGAGCAUUACAUUUCAGCCUUCAGAUUUGGAACAUGCAAUAGCUGUACGGGCCUCUGUCAGUUCGAUCCACACCAGUGAGCUCUCUGCCAUGUUCCACCUGUGAGGGAAGCAAAUCAAGAAACAGAUUAUUGGUUGUGUCUGAAAUGCUGCUUCAACUUCCUGAUAAAGACGCAGCUCUGAAACAAAGUUCUGAUAAUUUGUACUAAUUCCCAAAUGCACAAAGAUAUGUGUGCUAAAGUCCAGUAGCAUUCUCUUAUUAAAACAUGUUUAGGGGAGACAAUUCAAAUCAAAACGAAGCCUGCCCCAAUUUUCCAAAGUUUUACUCCAGUGCAAAAAUAUGAAUUUAAAAAGAGGCAAUGCGUUUCCCAAACCGAACCAGUUUUCCCUCGCCAGUGUUACCGUUUUUAUUUUAAAAAGGCUUCUCCAUUUUUUUAUCAUGUUUCUGUUCCGCCGCCCGAAAACUAGACUAUGUCCGCGGGUCUCCGUUUACAGCACCUUCCACCGGAUUCUCUCCGCCAGCAACGUCUCCGAUCUGCCGAGAAACUCGCCUCCCAAACGUGGACGUUCUCACUUCCUACCAAGUAUACCUCAGAGCACAGGACACAAGACCACACGGCCACUAGGAUCAGCCGGCAGGACACACUAGCCUUUUACCACCUCUUUAGUCGUCUUUGCGUUCCACUUGCUUCCCUUAUCCUGGCAUGUUCAAGUUUUCUUCUCUCGUAUGUACUUUUUUAGCUUACGCAAUGAUAAUUCCGUCGCAGUCUAAAAAAUAAAAGUGCUUUCCUCGGCCUAUUGAAGGCCUUUCCCUCCACGUCAUUUCCUAUUGAAUAGAUGUCAUUCACACAGGGGCUGACCCCACGUGCAUGACACACACAAACCACAUCCAAUUGCUCCAAUCAGCUGCUCCCUAUUCUGCCUCUCAUAACUCGUAUAACGGUUUGCACUGGAGCAAAAUCUUGUCCAUUUUACUUCCGCUUCUUUACAUUGCCAGUUCUUCUACUUUAGGUAGAGUAGAGGGUUCAGAAAGAACUUUAGUUAUGCCAAAAACUAUUCAAAAAAUAUAUAUAAAAAACAACCAUACAUAGUGGAGGGUAAGAUUGUGUGCCAUAGUAUAUUAUAGUAUUUUCUUCAUACAUAUUAGAGGGCAUACAAAACAAUGGCUUCAUUUGGCCUUAAUGGAGCUUCUGGUUGCCUGCUUCACUUGAGUCUAUUUUUCUUUUCUAUUUCUAUGUAUUUUUUGUUAUUUUAUUUGUUUGUGCGUGCUUAUGUAAGUACCCGCCUGUUUGUAUUUUGUCUCUUUAUGUGCUUGGAAAGGGAAAUGCCUAGAGGGGAGUCUCCCGUGAAGAACUUGGUUUGUGGCUUUGAGGGAAACAAAGUGAGCCAAAUGUUUUUGUUGUUGUUUCCCACACUGGUGUACACAGUUUUGUUUACAUGUUACCCAAUUUUACUUUGAAAGACUCAACUCAAUGUGUCUAACUGACAUGGAAACGUGGUCGCAAAGGGGCAUUUUUAUUUUGGGAUGAGUACAGGAAGUGCCAUAACAUCGGAAACGCAACUACAUCACCCGCUGCACACGCUGCAGCUCCGUCAUGUGUACUGCAACAGUUUUUUCCAGUUUUGCUCAAAAGGUGCUCAAAUUCUUCAGAAGUUGUAUUUAUUUAUAGACGUUACUGUAACAUAUCUUGGGUUCCUGAUACGAACAGAAGGCAGUGUCCAUGUUCUUUUAAAGUGUGUCUGCAGUGGCAUUGCUCAUAGGUAUGUUCAUGAGUUUGAAUGCAUUUAUUUACUUUAACAAAAAAAAUCAUUGCGAUUUUGAGCAGAUUCUUGCAAAUCCAACAUAGUCUUCUACAAUCCACCAAAUUCUCAGUGACUGAACUUGGUUGCUUGAUUAAAAGGUAUUUCCAUCAUGAAUGCUGGCAAAAUGAGCAGUGUCACGAUAUUUUAAAACGCUCUGACCUUCUUCUCAUAUUUGAUAUUUCGUGUGCAGGAGAAGUGAAUUAGAAAUGUGAUGGGAUCUAUUUUCAUAAAACUAUCACUUCAUUAAUAGCACUGACUCACAACCAUGUCCAGCCCACUGAAAUCUGGUUGAUGGUGUCAUCUUACAUGCAUUGAGGUUGCUUCAGUUUAAAAAGCAGCCGUUUUAUUAAAGAAGCUAAUGUCUUGAGAUGGAUUUCUGAAUUGCUGAAAUUAUUGGAGCAUCUGUUAGCUAAUGGUAAUUAAUGUGUGCACUAUGAUGCACUUAUUGUGGAAAUAACCUUUAUGUGAGAUAUGAGUAGAGGGUCAUUGUUUCAACUUCCUUUAAAAGAGUUUUAAUCAAUCCUUUAUAAAAAAAAACUGUAUUAAUAUUAAGGGCAGUACCAACAUAUUGUCCCAAUAUACAUACCAAUCCUAUUUUUUUCUUUCUAUUGAUGAAUUAACUUUUUGAAUGAAUUGCAUAUUGUGUCUGUGAAACUCUGGUGCACGUCACACUGAAUGGGACUGUUCCAUGUUGUAGUCACCCCACAUUUACAACCAAAACAGGAUGUGGGGAAAAGACCUAAAUAUACACAAGAUUAACUAUUUAAAAUUGUAGAUACAAUUAGUCUAUAUAUUAUAAAAUGUUUAAAAAAAGAAAAAUUUAAUAUUUUAUUAAAAUUGGGCAAUAAUAUGCAUGCAGUGACAGAAAUCAAUCUAAAAGAUAUAGCAAUUUAUUUUAUUUGAAUAUGAAUGAGUUAUCUAGUUAAUGCACUGACAUGCGCUCUGUGCAUUGUGGGAUUUGGUUUUGAUAUGUUUCUGGU
Pseudoliparis swirei is the source of this 7436-nucleotide messenger RNA. RefSeq names its product immunoglobulin superfamily, member 9Bb (gene igsf9bb). The transcript is spliced from 21 exons. The coding region runs from base 131 to 4534 and encodes 1467 amino acids. Gene Ontology annotation, cellular component: neuron projection. Lineage: Eukaryota; Metazoa; Chordata; Actinopteri; Perciformes; Liparidae. Gene Ontology annotation, molecular function: protein binding. The record is from RefSeq and is a predicted model, not a curated record.